AUGGGCACGAGUUGGAGGAGCAACGAUUUUGUGCUGCAAUACAUUCACAGCAAAAUUGUGGAGCAGCCGCUGCAUACGCGAUGUAUAGCCAUUUGUAUUGAUGCCGAUAUUGGUGGUAGCGGUGUUGAUUAUGGCGGUGGUUGUGGUAGCGGUAGCUGUAGUGGUUGUGGUUGUGGUUGUGCCGAUGGUGUUGAUGAUGUUGGUGCUGGUGAUGGCGUUGGUUGUGGUUGUGGUUGA
This is a messenger RNA of Enterobius vermicularis (human pinworm), 237 nucleotides long. Lineage: Eukaryota; Metazoa; Nematoda; Chromadorea; Rhabditida; Oxyuridae. The record is from the annotation of a GenBank genome assembly.